Messenger RNA from Pocillopora damicornis (cauliflower coral), 5173 nucleotides. RefSeq lists its product as uncharacterized. NCBI's taxonomy places the organism in Eukaryota, Metazoa, Cnidaria, Anthozoa, Scleractinia, Pocilloporidae. Gene Ontology annotation, molecular function: protein binding. The record is from RefSeq and is a predicted model, not a curated record.
AGUCGUGUCAAAGGAGGUGACAAGAUGACUGCUGUUAGCUGGACGGUAGACCUUGAUAAAAAAGAGCACAAAAACUGGGUAAUGGUUGGAUGUGCCCUGAACAUAACCAAACAUGGAAUAGCACAGUUAAUCCAAGGGAAAAUGGUGGCUUGGUACCAGUUUAUCAAAUCUAACCCUCCUCUGCAAUCACUUCCCCCGUGUACCUGUGCACGUCACUCUUCCAAGUGCGCUACUUGCAGCAUGUGGAAGAAGGAGCUGAAGCGCCUCCACAAGUCCCCACGACCAAAGAUUUGUUGGGACAACAGUGAUAGACAACAGUGGGGCUCUGCGACGGGGGCAUGGGAGAUAGCUAAAGUUUUCAUGCCAACCCUUGGAACUCGUAAAGGGGACAUCACUGAUGCCGACACGACAGACAUCGGGGGACUUUUAAACCUGCUAGAGUGGUGCCCUUUUAUCAAUCCUCCAGUCAAUCGUGCAGUUUUGCGCUCAGUGCGAGACGAGGGUAGAAAUCGCUGGGCCCAUUCUCCAAAGCAAGAACUUAACGAUGCAGAUGUCAAAACCAUAUUUGGACAUCUCAAUGGCCUUCUUAAUGACCAAGUGUUUCGUGCUGACAAGGCAGCCCAAGAAUCUUCCAAAAACCUGCAAGAUUUGUUCCGUCAUGGACUACUAACCGUUAGGGAGUCCGAAGUUGAGGCCCUUCAUUUGCUUCGUCAGUCGCUAGUUGCAGACAUAAUAAAUUUCAAGGAUGACCUAUCUGAGGUGCAGGAACAAGUUGAUUUAAAAGGAGAAGAAAUUGCUGAGGUAAGGGAGCAGCAAGUGGAGCUGAGAACAGAGCUACAUGAAGAUCAAGAUAGAGUUACUGAGCUAGAUGCCAAGAUAAGAAGAGCAGAAGAAUUAUCAGGGAAAGAGACAUACAAACUAAAAGAACAAGCUCGAUUGCAUGGAGAAGAAAUUGCCAAAAUUCAAGAGCAGCGGAAUAACGUAGUGGAAGAAGUUUCAGACCUUAAAGCAAAAAUGUCCACGAUACAGACAGCUGUCGAACGUUUCAAUAUGUCACUUAAAGAGCGUGAUGAUUUGCAGGAUGCCUUAAAAGUUAUUAGCGAGGACCUGGACGAUGUAAAAAGUUGUAUGCGUAACGUCGUAUUGGAACUUAACACCACAGACAGUAAAGUUGCCAAAUUGGAAUAUGAAGUAAAGGAAGUGACAAGUGAAGUAGAAACAUUAAAGGAAAAAUUCCAACCAGGACAGAAUGGAGACGGUAUGAACGCAAUUUGUGCUGCGCCACUGAAACUACGAGAGUUCACUGGUCGUGAGAACGCCCUUGUCUGGUUAGAAAAAAAUUUAGUCUCGGAUCAGAAUUCUGAAAGUCCACCUAAAACAUCAUGCUGCACCAAAACAAUUUGUGGCCUCGGAGGAUGUGGCAAGACCUCACUGGCUAUAGAAUUUUCUUGGAGAUGGAUCAAUCACUUCACAGGUGGAGUGUUCUGGGUUAAUGGGGAAAGUGAUGAAAAUGUAAGUAAAUCAGUUGCCGAGAACUUUGCGCUCUUAAAUGUGGCUGCGUCCACAAGAGAGAAUGUAGAUGAUUCCCUAAACAAAUUUCUGACUCUACUAUCCAAUGAAAAUCGCCCAUGGCUUCUCGUAGUGGAUAACGCAGAUGACGUAGGAAGUCCAACAUGUCCCACAGGUGUAGAGAAAAUAUGCAAAGGGCCUUGGCAAAGAAAUGCAAGAGCGCCCAAGAAUGGACACGUACUGCUUACGACAAGAAAAAAUGCAAAAGACACCGCAACAUUCUUAAGGCUGUCCCCUACUAAUUGCCUGAAGCUGCAGUGCUUCAGUGAAGAAGAAGGUGCCUUGUUCCUAAUUCGAAGAACAGGACUUGAAGGGGAAUCGCUCUACCAAGGAGCAAUUGAUUUAGCAACAGAAUUAGGAGGUCUUCCAUUAGCCCUCGAGCAAGCAGCAGCUUACAUAUCCGCUCUUCCUAUUUCUAUUACCUUCAAAGAUUACCUUGACAAGUAUCGGCAUGUAAAGCUUCGUCUUCUACAGCAGAAGCCAGUCACUGCCCUUAGUGUAGAAGCACAGCACCGACUCUCCGUACACACCACGUGGGAGAUGAAUUUUUCAUUCGUGAUCGAAAAAUCGCCCGCUGCCGCCACCAUGAUGCGCAUUGCAUCCUUUCUAACGUCCGAAAGUAUUCCUUUCGACGUCAUAAAUCCUGGGCUUCCUACAGUAAAUCAAGCAGAACUGAGAGAAGCUGCGCGUUCUAAGAUUGACACUGCUCACAUCCUACAGGUACUGACCUGUUACUCUCUAUUCUCGGUGGAUCAGCAUAACAGGGUAUUUGGUGUCCACAAACUUGUUCAAGAGGUGGUUCGAGAUAGCCUGACCCCAUCACUAAAGGAAGAGACUUUGGUGGCAGCCAUGCGCGUUAUUCACUGUGCUUUAACCAAGAGAAGUGAAAAUUGUGCAAAUGUAACACUAAAUAACGACACGAGAUACUUGUUGGAGAUGAAGGAAGAGGAUAAAAAUAUCCUCAUAGCCCUUUUAUUGAAUUUCAGGCAGGUAAAGGAUCAUAUAAAGACACAGAUCAAGUCUUCAAAGGGAAACUUUGUCCGUGUCCUAUUCAGAGAUGAGACUUUCUGUCGAUUGUGCUCGUUUGUAGAACGGCUUGUGGGGGCGAACAUAUCCUUUUAUAGACUGAAAGCUGAAUUCGCAGAUUUCUUAUUACAAGUACGAAAAAUGCAUUCUGAAGGUGAACCAAAUAUUUUGGAUAUUAUGUUGCACGCAAGUGUCAGUAAGAGAAAUUGCUCGGACUUACGAAGUUACGAAGAGUCAAAGACUCUGGCUGACGAAACCGUGCAGAAACUUCGCGAUCUGGAGGAGGCUGGUGUCAUUAUAGACGACGAUACCAAAUAUCGUGUCCUUCAGCACAAAGCUUCCUUUUAUGCCUUAGAAGGACAAUGGGAGAAAAAUUACAAAGCACUACUAGAACUUGAGAAAUUGAGACUGAGUGAUGGUUGUUUUGUAGAGCUUCAGAUUUUGACAGGAAGAGCAGAAAACUUCGCGUCUUCUUGUAAUUUCAAACUAGUUUUGAAACGUUAUCAGAAUGCCUUGGAGCUUGCCAGGCGAAUAAAUCCUCCAGAUAAGCCCCUGCUGUUACGUGUUCUUCAGUACAUCACUCGUCAUCUCGAAAACGAGGGAAAGCUUGGCGAGGCUAAGCCCUAUGCUGACGAAAUGGUGGAGAUGAGCAGUUCAAUGCCACAUGAGUCUGAUUGGUACAUAAGAGGAAUGACCGCCGCUCUUAGUAUACUCAGCAAUUUUGAGACGCAGAAAUCGGAAGACAUGUUGCUGAAUAUCCUAAAAGAGAGAUGGCCUAAGAUACACAAGAGCGUGAUUAACGGUCGCCCGGAAACAAAUGCAACCACCAUCGAGGAUGGCAGCAAUGACCACGCAUGUCAAGUUUUAGAUCAUCUGUUUGAUUGCAUGAAAAUUUCAAUGAGAACAAAACAAGGAGGCCGAGGUGGUUUCUCUAAAAAGAGAGGAAAAAUUUCCUUGACAGUAGCACAAAUCUCAUUGGAAAUUCGAAAGAAAUUUUGCGGUGAGGUUCAUCCACAGCUAGUUGGAAAUUAUGCCGCUUUGAAAAUCGCAUACGAGUUCUUAGGAAAUAGUGUGAAAGCAAAAGAAUGCAUUGAGUUGCUGAAGCAGUGCCAGACAACCAAGCCAACAACACAAGCCAACCAAGGCUUGCCGCCAAUUGAUACUAACAUAUUCCUUGCCCGGAGAAUAAAAGAUAAUGGCAAUAUAUUGUUCAAGGCAGGAGAUUUUUUUGGUGCACUCAAAUUUUACACUGAAGGUUUAAUUCUAUCACCAAACGAUGCCAAGUUGCUGAGUAAUAGGGCUGCAACAAAUAUAAAACUAUCGGAGAGGCAAUGCUCAUUGGAAGAUAAGCAGAAAUACCUUCGAGAAGCCUUACAUGAUUCACAGAAUGCAAUGGCAGCAGAUCCCUCUUGGGUGAAAGGGUAUUUUUGGAAGGCUGUUUGCCUUGCUCAUCUUGGCAAACGAGGUCCUUCACUUGCCACAGCGGCCGUUGCUCAGAAUCGGUUCCCAUCGAAAUGCUCAAGUAUUCCAGUUGUGGUUAAUCGCUUUGGAUCUUAUUACGUAGAGAUUGUGGACUCAGUGCAAGACCUUCAAACCGCAACUGAGAAAACAAACGCCCCGAAUCUAGUGAUUGUAAUAAAAGAAGGGAGGUACCAGCUUCCAGAGCCCUUGGCUAUUCCCGAAAAUGCUGUUUUAGUUGGUCUUGGCGACGUCCAAGUAAUGUGCUCUAAAGGUGUUCCAUUAAAGAUUGAUGCAACCAUUUACAUGGAGAACAUUGUACUAACGCCGACAGGGGAGUCCAUUCAAAGACUUAAAGGAAAGGCAAAAUCGUGUCUCGAUGGUGGCCAUGUUGAUGCAGCUUUAGGGCUGUAUAAAGAAGCUCUGGUUUCAUAUCCAAACCAUCCAAAUAUUCUUACCAGCAGGGCUUUAGCCUACUUAAAAUCUGCUCAACAACAACAAUCUAUUCCGUCCAAGAAAAGGUCUCUGUUACAACUUGCACUGAACGAUGCAGAUGCUGCCAUCAAGGCCGACCCUUCCUGGCUGCUUGGUUACCACACCAAAGCAGUAGCCUUAUCAGAACUCGACAGAAAGCCGGAAGCACUGGCCGCUGCCGCAGUGUUUAAACACCUAAGCCGAGGUCGGGAUGUGUCGGAAGUUAUUCAACACUAUGGAGAGCUUCAAGUCCACGUUGUUGAAAGGUCGGACCAGCUGCCGUGUGUUUUUGAAAAUGCCAAGAAACUGAGGGGGAAGGAUCAGAUCAUCUUGAUAAAAGAAGGGAAAUAUGUUUUAGAGAGAAGUAUGGACAUAACACAACAGUCUGUGAUCAUUGGUCACGGGAAAGUAUCAAUAGAAUGCAGGACUGGACCACCUUUUCGCUUUCUGGUAGCAUGUUAUGUAGAAAAUGUAGAAAUGCCUGGGGACUGUGUCAGUAAUCAGGAAUUACAUGACUGCAGAUCGAAUGAGACUGCUUCAGAAGUGAUUCGUCUCGCCACACCCUCGGACAAGGACCACAUAAGUGAUGAAUGUAAAGUGAACUAACCAUCCUUCGAUGCUUAUUUUGUGUAUUGUCAUGCUGAGG